AUGAACUGCAACGCAAACCAAUGUCGAAACAAAACAGCACCAAAAACAAAAUGCAAACGCAAGCUGAACCAAAACACUAAACCAGAACGAGAACCGGUCGUCACUCCAACCAGCACCGCACCAGACUCACUACCGAAGCCCCGCCGACAACGCUCACUCACGGCCAUCGCAAACAGCAUCCCGCCGCAGUCUUCUCGACGGCAACCACCACAGGCUCAGCUCACGGCCGCACCAGCCAGCUCCUCCGACCUCCUUCUGACGCGAACACCAUCCUUUCCGUCGACCUCAACAACAACCGCGUCUGUUGCCGCUGGCUCUGGCCUGACUCCGCCACCAUCAUCGCCGCUCAGCCCGAUACGGCUCCUUCCAACCAUUCCACAUCGAUUCGCGUCUGUCUGCCACUACAAGUAA
Vicia faba (fava bean) is the source of this 411-nucleotide messenger RNA. Lineage: Eukaryota; Viridiplantae; Streptophyta; Magnoliopsida; Fabales; Fabaceae. The record is from the annotation of a GenBank genome assembly.